AUGGCCGCUGCCGGCUGCUCCUUGCUGUCGCCUCACCUCCUCCCGCGCCAGGCGCUCUCCGUGGACUGCUACUCGCCCCCCGGCGCCGCCCUCCGCGCGCGCCACGGCGCCCACGCGCUCGCCGCCGGCAGCAGGGACUCCCUGGAGCCCUUCGCGGCGUCCGGCUCGCGCCGCGGCUCCCAGGCGUCCAUGGCCUUGGACCUGCACCUGCCCAACGACUGCCCCGUGACGUUGCACGUGCGGGACCAGACGCCGCGGCGCUCCGAGACGGCGCGUCGACAUCAGCUCCUGCGCCAGCGUCCGGUGAGUCACCCCGCCCCCCCCCCGCCCGCC
Gryllus bimaculatus (two-spotted cricket) is the source of this 333-nucleotide messenger RNA. The record is from the annotation of a GenBank genome assembly. Lineage: Eukaryota; Metazoa; Arthropoda; Insecta; Orthoptera; Gryllidae.